CGUCACUGGAAAAGCCCAGGGAAGGAACUGUCAAUUUUUUGAGUCCCUAAACCCCUCUAAACGAUAUGGGAGGGUGUUUAGGUAGCCAUAGACACCGUGAUCAUUCAUCCAGAGAGUCUUCAGAUGUUGCUGGAAUCUCACUUGGUAGAAAUCAACCACUACGGCCUGAAAGACCUAAAUGGAAGAGUGAUGUGCCCUUGACUGAGGGACAAUUAAGAAGUAAACGUGAUGAAUUUUGGGACACAGCCCCUGCAUUUGAGGGACGUAAAGAGAUUUGGGAUGCUCUGAAAGCAGCAGCAUAUGCGUUGGAGACAGGGGACCAUGCACUAGCUCAGGCUAUUAUAGAUGGUGCAAGCAUUACACUGCCACAUGGAACACUAAUGGACUGCUAUGAUGAAUUAGGAAAUCGUUAUCAGUUACCAGUGUAUGUACUAGGAUCACCUACCAAUCUGAUUGAGGACACGAGUGAGAGUGAGGCUGGCCAGGAAGUUGACAGUAACAACCUUCCUGGCAUUGAAACUGUGAUAAAAUUCCGACUUUCGUCAACGAACAAAGACUUAAAAGUAAAAGUGCGGACUACGGACACCAUGCUUAAGAUAAAGAAAAAAUUGUUUGAACUUGAAAAAGUUGAACCGUCAAAACAGCGAUUUUUCUAUGCGGGAAAAAUGCUGAAUGAUAAACUUAAGAUAGAAGAUGUGAAAAUUCCAAAAGGAAAUGUGAUUCAGGUGAUAGUAUCACCGUCAGAGACAGAGGAAAUCAGCUGAGGAUAAAAAACAUCUAGAUAAAAGGUUGUUUCAGCACCUAAUUAUAGUGCCCGUACGAAAAUGCCCAUAUUAAAUACCUGUACAUCUAUCUCUUUGGCAACAAAAAGCUCGUACACUCUUUGGCAGAGUAGCCUCAAUAAAUUUGCCCUAAAUUACUGAAACAUUUAAGAACUGUAUUCUGUUAUCUAAAAACGAAGUAAGAAAUUGAAAGCAAAGAUAAAGGUUUUAAUUAUGUGAUGGUCAAAAUUUGUUUUUAAAUAAUGGUGAAAUACUGAUUUGGUUGCCAGGCUGUGACUUCACGUUUGCCUAGAAACAUUACCAGGUUAGUUUUAUCAUGUACCGAACUGUCAUAAGUCAACACUGUAUUCAGUUUUUGCCAUUCACAGAGGAAAUCCUGUCAUAAUGAGGGGAGCAUCUUUUGAGAGAAUCAUUUGGAACUGCAAGGUCAGUUUCAAGUAUAGUACAUUGUGAAUAAGUAUAAAAAUAGUGCAAAAAUGUCACUGGAUAGAAAUUAACUAGUUACCGUGGAGAUACAAUUCAUGAAUCUUUCAGUAACAGACUUGUAUUUUGAUUUUACGAGGUGAAAUAGUUCCAGUCAUUUAGGUUUAAAAGAAGUAAAUGGUCUUAAAAACUGAAAUUACUGAAAUUUAUUGUUGUCUCACAUUUUACAUGUAUACUGAAAAUCGAUCACUUUUCUGUAAAGAUACAAAUUGUGUAUUUAAGGAUAAGAUAUGCCUUAAUAAUACAUGUACAUGUUAUUGUUCUUACCCAUAUAAUUUUUUUUACAAAAUGGCUGACAUGUAUUUAUGUACAUUAUGUUGUCAGUGAACCUAAAUAUUUAAUCAGUUUACUUUUUAAGAAAGUCAAGCUUAUUUUUAUUUAUAAACUAAUAUUCCAUUUCAUAUCAUUGAUACUGAUAAUCAGAGUUGUGAUCAUUUUAAUACAAUCUUUGGCUUCACAAACUAAUGUAUAUAAUACCUUCAUACAUGAUUGACCUGUCCAUGUUUUUCUACUCUUAGACUAGUAGUAAUGACAAUGGGCCUGUCAAAAAGCUACUGUACAGUCAUUAUACAGAAGCAUUAAAAACAGUCUUAAUCAAUCAUAGGUGACAAGUAUGCUUGCUUUUUAGAAAAAGAUUUUCAGAUCACUAUGCCUGUAGUUCUUGCUUUAAUGAAUUACAACCAGAAUAACAUGUCAAUAUUAAUUUUUUGUCGCAUGGCUCAAACAAUACGAAAUGGGUUUUUAGACCCAUCACAAAAUGUGUCCAGGUCAGUUACAAGUUUAAUCAGAAACAACCAGCCAUAUGUUCGAGUUUUGGGACAGGUUCCCAAAUGUAUUAUGUCUAACUGUAAAAAUGACUUUGUGUAAGUUUGACAUGUACUCUAAGUUUAGUCUGUAGUCUAUUGGAAUUUAUUUGUAGACACAUCAGAUUUCAGUACAUGUGUACUUGCAUAUAUUUCUGUGUGAAAACCUUGAUAGGCUCUUGGUUGUUUCAGCAUCGGUUCAUAUUUAUAUAUUCUGCUUAGGUGAAAACUCACAUUAUUUUCUCUGUAAUUAAUUGUUUUAACAAAAAAUUGAGAGGUGUUAGUAUCUACAAUGCGUACAACCUAGACUGUCAUAUGAUACAGAACAUCAAGUUUUUGUUGUAAUUUUAGUCUGUUUCUCAAUGGUUUUCUUGGACACUUAAUAUGUACGUGAUACAGUUUAACUGCCUUUAAAGAGCUAGAAAUUUAAGAAUUAUGCCGAUUAAAACCAUUGCAUUAAAUAAGUUACAAUAAUGUUUGAGCAUCAGAUACAGUAUAUGCAAGUGACCUUGACGGUUGACCUAGAAGUAUAAAAAUUACAGUAACUCAUAUUUUUAGAAGGUCUCAGAUCUGUUACUUUCAAAAGCAUUAAUGCAUAGUUUGUACUGUUGAAACAGAUUUAAGUAAUAUUUUACAAUAGAGGAAACACAUUGCCUUAUUUACAUACAAAAUGCACAGGUACUACUUAAUAAAUGAAUUGUUUUCCAUGUACAUUUUCAUUUUGACACCUGCACAUUUGGAAACAUGGAUGUUGCAUGAUUUUCGGAGAUGAAGUCUUUCAUUGUUUUCUGUAGCUUCUGAUUUUUGAAGCUUGGUGUUAAUUUGGACACACCAUUUAGUUAUUGGAAUAAAUAAUAUAAUAUUAUAUUAUAAUAUUAUAUUAUAAUGUAUGAAUUAAAAUGUACACUUUCUGUCUCUUAGCUGUAACAACUGACUGCUGUUCACUUAGGACUCUGAUAUUAUAUAUAUAUAUUUGAUGUGUGGUAUGUGAGUCCAGUUGACCAGUUAGGGCAUUAUAACUUACUCUGCUGAUCAGGUAUGCGUAGAGAAAAUGGAAUUUUCUUGUUUUACGCCAAUAUAAAUCUUGGUUUAAGCAUUUCAAGUGGUGUUCAAAAAUUUUAAUUUAGGCAAGUAAUUACAUUGUAGGAAACUUCACACAAGUUUGAGAUUCCACCAUAUGUGUAUAUAAGCAGAUUUUAUCCUAAUUUGCAUACAUGUGGUGAUUUCACCCUCAGGUCCCUAAUAUGCAUACAUAUGGGAGAUUUUAUACUACUGUGCAUACAUAUGGAUGAUUUCACCCAAGUGUGCAUACAGGUAGGAAAUUUCAUCGAAGUAUGCAUACAUGUGGGAAGUUUUCCAUAAGUGUGAACUAAAAUGCAAGAUUUCACACUAGACGUACUGGAGUAGAGUGUAUACAGGUUGGUGUGCAAUGUUUGAUUUCAGUUUCUUGUAGACAGAUGGUUAUGCAAUGGAUUUUAUAAUUAAUUUACAUAACAGAUUUGGAUCUUGCUAUAUAAACAGAAUUUAGAUAUGCAUACAUAUAAAGGCGCAUGCAAAAUGUCUAAAACAGUAAAGCUUGUUAGGGCAGAGCUUUUUAAUAUAUUUAGAAAUUAUUAACAAUUAGGUGCGCAUAGAUAUUAGAAUUUCUGUUAAUACUGGCAUCCUGGUAUUGCUUGAAAUAUGCCGAGUUAAAAUGUAGAAUUUUGCUAGUGUUUAAGUUUGUGUUUAAAACAGCAGGCUUUAAGAGGGUCUAGAAAGAUUUAGUAAAGCCUAACCCUGUUGAAGCUGAUCACCAUUUACCAUUAUGAUAAUAGUAAAAAUUCUUAGUUUGUUCUGAAUUAAAACCAUUAACACUUGGUAUGUCUUACAACAAACAUUUUCAUUAUAUUUUGUUUGAUGAAUUUAUUCUGUACACAAUAAAGCGGGCUGUUCUCUUUUGGGAUUUACACACUCACAAUUUAGUUCAUCCACUUAGCUCAAUAGGAAGAGCGCAUAUCUGUGGAUCACAGGGUAGUGAGUUUGAUCCCCAGACGAGACAUCUGUUCUCCAGGACAUUUUGAUAAAAGACAUAAGUCUGAAAUCAUUUUUCCUCAUACCUCUGAUUCAUGUGGGGAAAUUGGUAGUUACUUGUGGAAAAUAGAUUUGUACUGAUACAGAAUCCAGGGACACUGGUUAGGUUAACUGCCCGCCAUUACAUAACUGAAAUACCAUUGAAUAACACCUUGAAAAACGAUGUUAAGCCAAAAACAAACAAACACUAUUUGUAAGUAAUACCUAGCAAUAUUUAGUGCAAAUGGCCUAUCAUAUACAUUAAGGACAAUGAUUUUAUGUAAUAUUAUGUACUACUAGGUAGUGUAUUGAUAAUUUGCUUUGUUUUAACAGAAAAAAAGCACUCGUCUGGCACAUUUUUGGGGACAUUUAAAAAAAGGGUAGCCAGUGUCAUAUUAAGGUUCAUAUAAUACCUAAACUAUGAGGCUUGUACAUUUUCACAAAGGGCUUUUAACCCUUAUCAUGCUAGACACGAUUGAUUCUGCCUUUGCGACCAGUGUAGAUCAUGAUCAGCCUGCACAUCCAUGCAGUCUGAUCAUGAUCUGCACUGUUCGCCAUUCAGUCAGUAUCUUUUUGGUAAGCACCCCUUUUAACAGUUAAUGGUACUGUCCAAAUUGAAAGGUGGACAAGUUCAUUAGAGAAAUUUAGCAGGAUAAGGGUUAAGAAAUAUUUAUGUUACCUUCAUAACAUUACUACCUUCAGAACUUUAUUACCUUCAGAACUUUAGGUCGCCAUUUUAGCAGAAUGGAGUUGCUCUGACCACACCUUACUUCUACUGAUGCAUUAACCAUUGUUAUAUAAUUAUUUACAUUAAUUGUGUAUGUAAAAACCAUUGAGAUAUUAAGUAUUGUUGUUUAUUACUGUUGCUUUUAAUUUUUUGCUUUAAUAACAUAUAUAUAUAUUUUUGUUUUAUACUAGCUUAUUCUACAUGUUUAAGCAUUUUUGUCACUUGUUAUUCAAGAGUAAAUUUAUGUAAUUUAUUGUCAUUUUUGUCUAAAUGCAGUAUAUAAGUGUGAGGAUCGGACAGCAUGUGCGAAUAUAUUGGGCAGCCCAUGUCAGUAUACCGGAUAAGCUGUAUCAGUUAUUGUCAGUUUCGUGGGCAUGAAGUUUCAUGAUUUUGGUCAAAACAGCAAUUUUGUGGGGAUAUGAAUUCAUGGAUUUCAGCUUUUAAACAAAAAAUGAAUGGGAAUUUUACUUGAUUGUUGGGAUUAAAUUUUGUGGAUUGACUCAAACACAAAAUCCACGAAAAUUAGUCCCCACGAAUAUUAACAAUUUCACAGUAUUUGGGAUUAUGCUAUACAUUUGUAUCUGUAAACAAAAACAAGAUUUGUUAGAUAUUUGGAAUAAUGUGUGUUGAUUUACUGUACAAGUUUUGGUGUAUCUUUGGAGAAGCCUUUGUCGGUAUUUUGAAGAAAAAAAAUUGGUAAAUAGAAAAACCUGUGUCAUACAAGUUUAAAAACUCUGGUAAUUACUUAACCCUUGUCAGUAUACCAGAAAGUCUUACAGUCAAGUGUUUGUGUAUUAAAAUGUAUUGUAAACUUUUUGAGAUUUAAUAUUCCAGUAUAUAAAUUGGCCAUAAAAGCAUUUUUAGCUUGACUAUUCAAAGAACACUGGUAGGUAGAGCUAUUUGACUCGCCCGUGUGUUGGCUUCCCGAUUUGGUUAAUUUUUGUAUGUAAGCUGGUAACUCAGUUACCACUUGUGAGAAUGGAUUGAAACUUCACACACUUAUUCACUGCGAUAAAUUGACUUACAUUGUUCUAUUUUGCUUUUUUACAAAAUUAUGCCCCUUUUUCAACAUAAUUUUUUCUUAACUUUUUGUAUGUAAACUGGUAUCUCUGUACCCAUUAAUGAAAAUGGAUUGAAACUUCUCACACUUGUUCCCUGUGAUGAUCUGACAUGCACUGCUUAGAGUUCAUAACUUUGCUUUGCAUUUUUACAAAAUUAUGCCUCUUUUUCGACUUAGCAAUUUUUGUUUCUUUUGUUGUAAGCUAGUAGCUCAGUACCCACUAAUGGGAAUGGAUUGAAAUUUUACACACAUGUCCAUUGUGAUGUGCUGACAUGCAUUAUACAGGUUCCAUAACUCUGUUUUGCAUUUUUACUUUGCAUUUUUACAAAAUUAUGCCCCUUCUUGACUUUUAUGUUUAUUUAGUUGACAAGGCUGUUGGAUAGUGGAGCGUUGCUGCCCCAGGUUAAUGCCUGAAAUGCACAAUAAAAGUCGUUUGUACAGUAAUUAGCAUAUACCAGCUUUUAGAUACUUGACUGAUUUAAGCUGGGGUUUUUAAAACUUUAUUUUCAGGAAUUUUUCCUGUGGUGUUUAAUUAUUCGGAAGAAAAGGAGUAUGGUUUCAUAUGCAUAAUGUGAGAGAUGCCUACCAUAACUGUUCAAAGCAGCAAAAGGAAUUGUUAAUAUCAGUUAUGUAUAAUAUCUGGACAGAUUUCCCCUCAGCAAAAGUCUGCAAAGUUGGCCAAAGUGUUACCAAUCAACUUUUUUUGAAAAGAGAUAAAGUCAGCACAUGUUUUUAUGUAAAAUUAUUUGAUUACUGCAGAGGUUGAGAUAUUACAAAUGGAUUUGUAAACAUGUUUGGGAAGUUCUUUUAUAUAUACUGACAUUGUAAAACCUGCCUGAUGGCUCCCUACAACUAAUUGUAACAUGAUUUAACUUCAAUGUUUGGUUAACUUGUGCUUAUAAAUUUCUGCAGUUAUAUUCAAUUAUUUACUGUUAUAGAUUUUGACAUCUAAGACACUUGUUGAAAUGUGUACCUGCCAAAUAACUUACAUGGCUUUUGUCCACCAGUGCAGACACGAGAGGGCUGAGGAUUCUGUCUAGUGGAAGGCUAUGUCCUUAUAUCAUUUGUGUACAUGUUUUAUGGAGAUGUGAAUCACUAUGUGCAAUAUGUGUUUUCAUACAAAGAUAUCAAAUAAAGCAGUUCUGCAUUCC
Mercenaria mercenaria is the source of this 7055-nucleotide messenger RNA. Its product is annotated as ubiquitin domain-containing protein 1-like. The record is from RefSeq and is a predicted model, not a curated record. NCBI's taxonomy places the organism in Eukaryota, Metazoa, Mollusca, Bivalvia, Venerida, Veneridae. Bases 66 to 764 code for a protein of 232 amino acids. The transcript has 3 exons. Gene Ontology annotation, molecular function: protein binding.